AUGGAGAAGAACUUGGUCUCCAUUCUCUUCCUUGUUCAUCUCCUAAUAGGAGUCCCAUUGUUGUCUCUCUUUGUCACCUUCUCCGCUGCUUCUUCAGACUAUAACUCUGGCGAAGUUGAUUCAAUCUUCUUCCAGCAGUUCUUCUUCUCCUUCUCCUUCUCCUUCUGUGAUUGCAGAGUCCAACACAUUUUGGGGAUUGAUUUUUUCAAAUUGCAGAGUCCAACCUUGCAGUCUCCAAUUGACCUACUGGACCGAAGGGUCCAAGUCCUUUCACAUCUGGGUAGGCUCAACAGAGACUACAAACCAGCUCCUGCCACUGUCAAAAAUAGAGGCCAUGAUAUCACUAUAAUGUGGAAAGGAGAUGCAGACGAGAUCAAGAUCAAUGGUACAGAGUAUAAGCUGCUGCAGUGUCAUUGGCAUUCCCCCUCUGAGCACACUAUUAAUGGUACAAGGUACGAGUUGGAGCUGCACUUAGUGCACAAAUGCUCUCAAGGGAAUCUGGCAGUGGUUGCAAUAGUCUACAAAUAUGGCCGCCCUGAUCGAAUGCUAUCCAAGUUGUUCCACCACAUAAAGUCAGUGGAUCCAAAGCAAGACAAGGAAUUGGGGAUAGUGAAUCCAGGAGAUAUCAAGUUUGGCAGCAGCAGGAAGUACUACAGAUACCUUGGUUCCCUCACUGUUCCUCCCUGCACCGAAGGCGUCAUAUGGACGAUUGUCAAGAAGGUGAGGACAGUGUCAAAGGAACAAGUUAGAGCCCUAAGGGAAGCUGUUCAUGAUGGAUUUGAGGCAAAUGCAAGGCCAAUUCAGCCGUUGGAUGGAAGACCUGUGUAUCAGUAUCCAUGA
Messenger RNA from Linum trigynum, 840 nucleotides. The record is from the annotation of a GenBank genome assembly. NCBI's taxonomy places the organism in Eukaryota, Viridiplantae, Streptophyta, Magnoliopsida, Malpighiales, Linaceae.